CCGUGCGUGGGGUAAACACUGCACCACAAAAGAGCUCGAGUAGUAUCUGCACCACUGCUGCUCAAGGUCAAACGAUCGAAUGGACGAGGGACGUGAGUUACUAAACAGAAGGUAGGCUAGGCCUAGGUAGGCCUAUCUGCAAACAAAGUGAAUGAAUUUGUAUCUAACUUUUCUUGUAAGUACUGAGAAGAAUGCUUGGUCUGGUAUCGACUUCGAUCACAAUCAACUCAACCCGCCAACUUUUCACCGAACCACAGGCCUCGCUCUUGGUGACCGUCUAUGCACUGACUGAAACCUAUAUGCAAGAUGACAAAUGAAGAUCGUAUGCUAUCCUUGUUCAUUCAGGAGACUGGAACUGAACCAGGCUUAGCAAGGGAUCUACUUGAAGGUAAGAGGUGGAACUACAAUGCAGCGUUAGCAGACUCCAAUAAGUUGAAGCAAAUUUUAAAGCCACCAUCACCUCUAAAAUCAAGAGAGAUUCCAACACCGCCCAAGUCAGACUCCAAUGCCAAUCCCAAUGGAACUACAGAGGAUGGAAGGUCAGCUCUCAAUGUUCCCAUUCAGGUCAAGAAUGGGAAUGGAAACAAGUCCCCAAAUACACAAAAGAAAUUAACGAGAGGUUUGUCACAGGCUAAUGUCGUGAUAGUACAAAAAACACGGAAACAGCUGGAAUCUGAGGAGCAGAUUCCAGACACACCAUUUAUCUUGCCGGAUAUCACUGCCUACAAGGAUGAUUUUAGAAAUUUUCUUGAAAAAGACCUGAUUGAAACAACCAGCAUGUAUAAUUUGGAGAAUGCAAAACGUUUGAAUUGGUGGCUAAGUGUACUGCAGGUGCUUUGGCCAAUGGCGACCUCAGGCGAUGGCAACUGUCUGCUACAUGCUGCCUCACUUGGUAUGUGGGGCUUUCAUGAUCGCUUGUUAACAUUGAGGAAGGCUUUGUACAAAGCUCUAACUGACAACCAGGAUUCCAGGUUCAUGAAGAAACUUAAACGCAGAUGGAAAUGGCAACAAAUGCAAACGAAUAAAGAGUCUGGUUUGGUGUUCUCGGAGGAGGAGUGGGAAGAGGAAUGGAGUCAUCUGUUGAAGUUAGCAUCAGCUAAGCCUCGAAACUCCAGCAAGGACUACACCCCACCGCCAUCACGCUCAGUAGGUGGAGGAGGUUUGACAUCAUUAGCUGAGGACGUUGAAGCAUCAAAAUUUGAUGAAGACGAGGAGGAGGAGAUAUACGAAAGUCUAGAAGAAUUCCAUGUGUUUGUUCUUGCGCAUGUUAUAAAGCGACCAAUCAUUGUUGUGGCAGAUACAGUACUCAGGAAUGCAAGUGGAGAAGCAUUUGCACCGAUUCCAUUUGGUGGAAUCUACCUCCCCCUAGAAUCUACAGAGUCUGAGUGUUGUCGAUCACCGUUGGUCCUCACAUAUGAUGCUGCUCAUUUCUCUGCUUUGGUUCCAAUGGAAAUUGAUAGGGAGGCUAAUCAUAGUGAAAGGAGACUUCAGGAAGCAAACUUACCAGUUGCUGUUCCUGUAACAGACUGUGAUCAUCAGUUGUUACCAAUACAUUUUAGUAUUGACCCUGGACCAAACUACCAAUGGAAUAAGGAUGAGAACGCUAACAAUUACCAAUCUAAACGCUUAUCCUUGUCUGAUUCGGAAAAACUUGAUAUUCUACAUCGAUACCUCGAUCUAAUACGAGUACCGAUUCCAGGAGUUGCAGGAAAUCCGAGCUUAAAUGGUGCCAGGGAAGAUACCGAUGGUAAAUUACGAAGAACAACGUCUGACGAGAAUUCAAAUAACAGUGCUGAACAACCAUUGUACGCUAAAGUAAAAAAAAAUAGAGAUAAAGAUAAGAAGGGUUUAGGAAAACGGUUACGACAUUUGAACUUGUUUGAUAUAAAAGCUAAAAAGAAAUCAGGGCAGGAACCGUUGAACAGUGGCCAGCAGGUAGAAGCACGAGUAGAUCAAAUAAUGGUUCCAGAUCUUGAUGAUAAGACAAUUAUUGUAGCAGCAAAGUUGAAUGAUAAGCGUACUGAUAUGCAGCAAUUAAUGAUACGUAAUUAUUUAAAGCGAGCACAAGAACUUUAUUUAGAGGAGCAUACCCGUAAGAUGGAAGAGGAUUUGAUACAGAAACAAGAACGAGAACGUGCGAGAAAUCAAGCACGUGAAAAACGUCCAGUGAAUGGCACUGUUACACCUCCAAUUGAUAGGAGGCAAAAUCGAGGCCCUGUUGUUCCCGCGCAAAAUGCGGUGAUGAAGAGCCAGCAGAAUCCGAUCAUGAGAGGUGGAUAUAACAGAUAUUCAAAGGUAGAUAAAUACCUGGCAGCCUUGAGCACGACCAGUGCUUACAAUGACAGACUACCAAGAACACACAAUCGCCCAAAUUUUGAUCGGCCAAUUCCAGCUCGAAAUCCAGCGCGCUAUCGUUAUGACGGAAGAUCAAACCCACAUCCACCGCCACAUUUUAACAAACACAGUGGUCAAGACGAUCUAAAUCCACGAGUGUUUGAUCAAGUACAGUUCAAAGGUCAGCACGCCGCUCCCACUCAAAGAAACUAUGAUAAGCUAACCAGCAGCACCGAUCGGCUGCGUAGUAAUCCAGGGUACAAAAGUGUUACGUCAGGUACGCUAGGAUACCAGGAGUGCAGGACGCCAGGUUGUGUUUUCUGUGGACAAGAAGAACAAGAUUUUCUUUGUUCACAGUGUUUCAGGAAAAGGAGGAUGAUGGAUAGAUAACACACUUAUAUCGAUUUCCUUUUCGACUUGUUGCUUAAUUUGCGUACAGCUGUCUUAAAUAGGCUCUGAUUCAUUGUAUGGUAAAAAUGUGAAGUGGACUAUCGUGCCUUGAAAAUCUAACACUUUGAUUGCCUGUGCUUAAAAACUCUAUUUAUAAACUACUAUAGUUCUUUAUUUUGAAUUUUCACAAUUGACAUUCUCAACUACCAACCUUCGAACUAUCAACCUUUGAACAGAUUAUCAAUAGUACUGCUGCUUUUGUCUUUCCCCCGCAUACUAUACAAACAAAUAAGAAUUGCACAUUUUCUUUCCAUAAGUGGCAAGUCACUCACUGUUAAAUGAGAAUUAACUAAACUGUUAAGCUUGGUUUCCAUACAAUCGCUACAACAUUCGCCGACAGCUUUUCUAUUAAGAACUGUGAAUAUGCUAUAUAAUAGUUUGGAACUCUAAAUUUGGCUAGUACUGUAUAUGGCAAAUGUGUUGCCUUCCAAAGUCGGUGUCCUGGGUUCAAAUCCCACAGAAUCUGCUAACACUGAGUAAAAACCUUAAGAUGUUAUUCUGAAUAUACUAUCUGUUUGGAAAGAGAUAACAUCAUUGAUGUUUUAUAAUUAUAUGAUAAUAGUUAUCAAUAUAUGAUUGAUUAUUUCAAGAUUACUAUAAUAUUUUUUCACAUUUAAGUAUAGGUAAUGUUGCUUUAUUCUGGUAUUACAAUUUAGUGUAUAAUUAAUGAUGCAUAUUUUUAAUAAUCACUUAAGCUUAGGUUGUAUAUACUUCAUUUGACCUUGAUAAAUGUACACUUGACAUCAAUUACAAUCUAUCAAAAUAAAUCUAUCUUAUUUUUUUAUUUCUAAAAUUGUUCCCAGCUAUAUUGAAUGUUCAUAUAAUUAAACAAGCAAUAAACAAAUGAAUAAAAAUGUAAUUUAUGCAUAUUUUGAUAUUUGUAAUCUAUAUAAUGGAAAAUGAUUUUAAAAAAUAUUGUUAAAAGCCUUUAAUAGAAAUAGUAUCUUAAAUAAUUUUA
This is a messenger RNA of Anneissia japonica, 3742 nucleotides long. Its product is annotated as OTU domain-containing protein 7B-like. The transcript has 9 exons. The coding region runs from base 307 to 2724 and encodes 805 amino acids. Gene Ontology annotation, cellular component: cytoplasm; nucleus. The record is from RefSeq and is a predicted model, not a curated record. Gene Ontology annotation, biological process: protein K11-linked deubiquitination; protein K63-linked deubiquitination; protein K48-linked deubiquitination. Lineage: Eukaryota; Metazoa; Echinodermata; Crinoidea; Comatulida; Comatulidae. Gene Ontology annotation, molecular function: K63-linked polyubiquitin modification-dependent protein binding; DNA binding; zinc ion binding.